CAAAUCCAGGGACGGGGUAACGCUGGUGGAGGGGUGCAAGGGGUGGAUCAAAGGACCUCGGCCACAUCAUGCUUGGCCGAGCGAUCCUCCGCAGGAACAUUUCCAAUUCUAUUUAUAUUCUUCUCUCUUUGGAUCUUCCAUCUGUUUACUUCCUGGACAUGGUUUAAAAAGAUAUACGCACGAAACCAGUUGUGGCCUCUCACCAAGGGUACUUUACACUGCAUUAGCAUCAGAGCGCAUCGCAUACUCCGCCUGUGCGCGCUUGCAUGCGGUCAGACGAACGGCUCCGCGCGAUCAUCUGACGCAGGUUUCCCCAGCCGGUUGCCGAUAACUUGGGUUGUUCGGUUUCUUGCAUCAACCACAGAAGUAUUCCAGGGGUUUUCCUCCAGCAUAAAAAUACAUAUUCCCCAUUCAACAACAGGUAUAUCACCAGUACGACCUAGCAAAAAGUCAGGGCCAUGGCGGACCGGCCCGAGGACACAGCGCCGAUAAAGGACGCCCCGGCUCCGGCCGUGGCGGCGCCUGCAAGUGAGCCCACAACGGCGGCUCCCGAGGCCCCGAAGGUUGCAGAAGUUGUCGAGGACGUUCCGGACCCCGACGAGGACGACCUUGACGAUUUGGACGAUAUGCUGGAUGAGUUCUCGGCAGUAAAGCUCAACCCGCCAAAGACGCCCCACGUUUCGGCGCCUGGCCCCAGCGAACCCAGCGCGGCGCCUCCGCUGCCGACGAGCAAACCUCCGGCCACAGACGGCGCCGACGAGUUUGACGAGGAUGAAUUUGCCAAGCAGCUCCAGGCCGGUAUGGCAGAAAUGCUGGGCGACAUGGGGAGCUCUCCGGAGAUGCAAGCUCAAUUUGAAAGCAUAUUCAAAGAGUUAGGUGCCGCCGCCGCCGCAGACGAGAGCUCCAACCCCUCCGCAGGUGCACCCCCGCCCGCGAGCAGCUCUUCCUUUCAGGACAACAUCCGCAGGACCAUGGAGAGAAUGCAAGCAUCAGGAGACUCCGCCACCGCCGCAGCAACAGCCGAUUCGAACGCCGAGGACGACUUCAUGGCCGAGCUGCUCAAGCAGAUGCAGGGGGGCGGUGCCGGCGCCGGGCUGGGCGGCGAAGGUGGCGAGGAGGAGUUUUCCAAAAUGCUGCUCGGCAUGAUGGAGCAGCUCACUAACAAGGAGAUUCUCUACGAGCCGAUGAAGGAACUCCACGACAAGUUUCCCGAGUGGCUGGAGAGGAACAAGGACAAGACUUCGGCCGAGGACCUGAAGAGGUACGAGGAGCAGCAGCGGUUAGUUUCCGAGAUGGUUGUCAAAUUCGAGGAGCCGACGUACUUGGACUCGAACGCGGCAGAUCGGGAAUAUAUUGUGGAUAGGAUGCAAAAGAUGCAAGCUACGGGCUCCCCGCCUUCUGAUUUGGUGGGUGAUAUGCCCUCUGCACAGGAGGCGCUUGGUGCACCAGACCCAGAAGCCUGUACGCCACAAUAGUGACUAUCAAUGCCAAAAUGCUAUAUGGACAAUUGACAGGUCCGCCAUUGCGUGACUGGUAAAAACGACAAAAUGAGAGCAUGUUCCAACGCCAAAAGCC
Molecule: messenger RNA, 1575 nt
Organism: Pyricularia oryzae 70-15
Lineage: Eukaryota; Fungi; Ascomycota; Sordariomycetes; Magnaporthales; Pyriculariaceae
Exons: 4
Coding region: 459-1475 (338 amino acids)
Biological process (GO): protein import into peroxisome membrane
Cellular component (GO): peroxisomal membrane; peroxisome
Source: RefSeq, a predicted model, not a curated record